AUGACAACCAGGAUAAUCACGGUGGCGCAGGGCGGCGCCGGCGCCGACUACGCGACCGUGCAGGAGGCCAUCGACGCGGUCCCCCUCGGCAACACGGUCCGGACGGUGAUCCGCGUGGCGCCGGGCGUGUACCGGCAGCCCCUGUACGUGGCCAAGACCAAAAACCUAAUCACGCUCGCCGGAAUCUGCCCCGAGGACACGGUGCUGACGUGGAACAACACCGCCGCGCAGAUCGAGCACCACCAGGCCUCGCGCGUGAUCGGGACGGGGACGUUCGGAUGCGGGAGCACGAUCGUCGAAGGGGAGGAUUUCAUUGCUGAGAACAUCACUUUUGAAAAUUCUGCCCCGCAGGGCUCUGGCCAGGCUGUGGCACUUAGAGUGACGGCUGACCGCUGUGCAUUCUACAACUGCAGAUUCCUUGGCUGGCAGGACACACUGUAUCUGCACCAUGGGAAGCAAUAUUUAAGGGAUUGCUACAUUGAAGGAAGUGUGGACUUCAUUUUUGGUAAUAGCACUGCUCUUUUGGAGCAUUGUCAUAUCCACUGCAAAGCUGAUGGAUUCAUUACAGCCCAGAGCAGGAAAACAUCCCAGGAGACCACCGGAUAUGUAUUCUUGAGGUGUGUGAUCACUGGCCAUGGAGGGACAGAUUACGCGCAUCUCGGACGGCCGUGGGGACCUUUUGGAAGGGUAGUCUUUGCAUACACAUAUAUGGACGCUUGUAUUAAGCAUUGUGGCUGGCAUAACUGGGGAAAUGCUGAGAACGAAAGAAGUGCUUGCUUUUAUGAGUACAGGUGUUUCGGUCCGGGCAGUAACCCAUCUAAGCGCGUAACGUGGGCCCGGGAGCUGGUAGAUGAAGAAGCCGAGCAGUUCCUUGCACAUAAUUUUGUGGACCCCAAUCAAGAGCGUCCGUGGCUUGCUCAUAAGAUUGCUGUGAGGAUACCAUAUUCGGCUUAG
Messenger RNA from Striga hermonthica, 954 nucleotides. Lineage: Eukaryota; Viridiplantae; Streptophyta; Magnoliopsida; Lamiales; Orobanchaceae. The record is from the annotation of a GenBank genome assembly.